Molecule: messenger RNA, 755 nt
Organism: Trematosphaeria pertusa
Lineage: Eukaryota; Fungi; Ascomycota; Dothideomycetes; Pleosporales; Trematosphaeriaceae
Exons: 2
Coding region: 24-485 (153 amino acids)
Source: RefSeq, a predicted model, not a curated record
CAGACGCCGACGGCGACUCUACCAUGCAGUCCUCUCCGGAGCUUGCCGCCGACGACGAGAUGUUCCCCGACGAGGCCGGCCCAUCCACGCCGCGAAACGCCGCCUCCUUCUCCCUCGACCCGGCUUCUGAGCUUUCCCCGCCAAACUCGCAAGGCGGCCCCUCCGCCCUGCCCCGCGAUGAGAGCUUCCCCGCCGCUCUGGCUGGGACCCCGACGGCGCUCAAUGCGAACGGCAAGCGCGUUCGUGCUUCGGCUGCGCUGACCUCCGCAGGCGGCGGCGGCAACUCUGCCGCUGUUCAAACCGAUGCUGUAACGGGGUAUCAGUGGUCAAAGGCCGAGGACCAGCCGGGAUACGAGUGGAAGAACACUAGGGCGCGAGAGGAUGAGGCGAGGGCUAUGGAGCAGAUCGUAGACAGGGCCUCGCAAAUCAAGACUCGAUACGGGGACCCGCUGAAGCCAGACGUACCCAUGACCCUCGGUCGCUGAAGUCCCUCCGCUGUCGAAGGCGGUAAUAUCUAGGACGUGAAGAUCGGAUGCUAUCUUUGUAGGCCCAUUUGAAGGGGGAUUCCGGAAGUUACGACUCAUCUAGGGGACCCAACCGAAUGGAGGUGCGUUGAAGCAACUCAAAUGGGCUCCAGGCACACCGGCAGCACUGCUUCGCGGAGGGCGUCGCGAUGGAAGAGGCCCGUCAGUGGUAUUGAGCAGCAGCUCCAGUCCUUAGGGAAAAUGAAACAUCAUCAUCUUCAACCAAUUCUG